GAGUGCGGUAUUUGAAUCGUCGCAGCUGCGCUGUUGUUCCUGCGCUCGCACUUGGUGUUUGAACGGACAAAAAGGAACGGGAGAGUGAAUCGAGCACACGAUCUUGUUGUUAAAAAUUCGUUUUUGAGGUUUUAAGUCUUUUUCACGGCCACCAAUAUGGACCUUCGCGCUGUUUACCGCAAUGCAGAGAACCCGACUCUAGUUGGUGGCAAGGCCGGUGCUGUUAACGUUGGAGUGAGGAGGGCUGUCCUGAGCGAACUGUCUAACUUUGCUGCCAAACCUGCAAAGACUACGAAGGGUGUUAAGGCAGCAGCUCAGCCAGCUGCUGUGCAACCAAAACGUGUCCCAGUUCUACCAGAGGUCCUCCCUCCUGCUCCGGUUGCUUCACCAGUUCAGGCCGACGUCUCCAUGAAGGAGGAAGACGAGCUGUGCCAGGCGUUUUCCGAUGCCCUUUGCCCCAUUGAGGACAUCGAUCGGGGUGAUGAGGACCUCCCGCAGCUGUGCUCUGAAUACGUGAAGGACAUCUACGUGUACCUCCGGAGCCUUGAGGCCCAGCAGUCGAUCCGUCCGAGAUACAUGGACGGCUACGAGAUCAACGAGCGUAUGCGUGCUCUUCUGAUCGACUGGCUCAUUCAGGUGCACUCAAGGUUCCAGCUUCUCCAGGAAACCCUGUACAUGACCGUCGCCAUCCUCGAUCGCUUCCUUCAGGCUCAACCGGUGUCCCGGAGGAAACUGCAGCUGGUCGGGGUCACUGCAAUGUUGCUCGCUUCCAAGUAUGAAGAAAUGUACGUCCCAGAGGUCGGGGAUUUCGCCUACAUCACGGACAACGCCUUCACAAAACCGCAGAUUCGGGAAAUGGAGAUGCUGCUUCUCAGAGAGCUGAACUUUGAGCUCGGUCGCCCGUUGCCUCUUCACUUUCUCAGGAGAGCUUCCAAGGCUGGAAAUGCUGAUGCAGAGAAGCACACCCUUGCCAAGUAUUUUCUCGAGCUGACCCUGUUGGACUACGACAUGGUCCAUUACCAUCCUUCAGAAACUGGUGCUGCUGCUCUGUGCAUCUCUCAGCUUGUGGUUGAUGGACAGAAAUGGUCUCCAACGCAGGAGUACUACACCACCUACAGCGAGGCCCACCUGAAGCCCAUCAUGAAGCACAUGGCCAAAAAUGUGGUCAAGGUUAACGAGGGACUCACCAAAUACGUGGCUGUAAAGAAAAAGUACUCGAGCAGCAGGCUCAUGAAGGUCAGCCUGCUCCCUCAGCUGAAGUCUUCACUCCUGAAGGACCUCGCUGCCUCUCUGCUCACAUCUUGAUCUUUUUUCCCCCAAACGAUCGUAGACUCCAAUCUGCACUUUAUCACUAAUCAGCCAUUGGAAAUGGACUGCUGCUUUAAAGAUGUAUAUAUUAUGUGCAAAUUAACUGAAUUUUUAUCUUUUUCUUUCAUUUUUUAAAUGAACAUGUACCACUUGCAAUUCAAUUUUUUUUAAGUAGUUUUACUGUCACUUUUUUAGAUGUUCUUGCUGAAUUUUUGCCUUCAGGAGUUGACUGGAACAUUUCAAUAAAAAGUCCAAAGAUGUUCUAACUCUAAA
This is a messenger RNA of Silurus meridionalis, 1581 nucleotides long. RefSeq names its product cyclin B2 (gene ccnb2). The transcript has 8 exons. NCBI's taxonomy places the organism in Eukaryota, Metazoa, Chordata, Actinopteri, Siluriformes, Siluridae. Gene Ontology annotation, biological process: regulation of cyclin-dependent protein serine/threonine kinase activity; mitotic cell cycle phase transition. Gene Ontology annotation, cellular component: cytoplasm; cyclin-dependent protein kinase holoenzyme complex; nucleus. The coding region runs from base 157 to 1305 and encodes 382 amino acids. Gene Ontology annotation, molecular function: cyclin-dependent protein serine/threonine kinase regulator activity. The record is from RefSeq and is a predicted model, not a curated record.